GCGCGGCGGGAAAUUAUUUCCCAGAGCCCGGAUUAGUGAAGCAGUUGAGUGCUGCAGCGGCAGUCGUCGCCCCUGCCGCCGCCGCCACCGCCACCGAAGGAAGCAUCCCAGACACUUCGGCCAGGAAGAUGGAAGAUGGUACCCCAAAGCAUAUCAUCCAGAUGACAGGAUUUAAGAUGGAAGAAAAAGAAGCGCUAGUCAAAUUACUUUUAAAACUAGAUUGCACUUUUAUUAAGAGUGAGAAAUACAAAAAUUGUACACAUCUUAUAGCUGAACGCCUAUGUAAGAGUGAAAAAUUUUUAGCAGCUUGUGCGGCAGGAAAAUGGAUCCUAACCAAGGACUAUAUAAUUCAUAGUGCCAAAAGUGGCAGAUGGCUUGAUGAAACAACUUAUGAAUGGGGAUAUAAAAUUGAAAAAGAUUCCCGUUAUUCACCUCAAAUGCAAUCUGCACCUAAAAGAUGGCGUGAAGAACUGAAACGCACUGGUGCUCCAGGAGCCUUCCACAGAUGGAAAGUUGUCCUCCUUGUUAGAACUGAUAAGCGAAGUGAUUCUCUUAUAAGAGUUUUGGAGGCUGGAAAGGCAAAUGUUAUUUUACCAAAAAGUUCACCAAGUGGAAUAACUCAUGUGAUUGCCAGUAAUGCAAGAAUUAAAGCUGAGAAAGAAAAAGAUAACUUUAAGGCUCCAUUUUAUCCAAUUCAGUAUCUAGGGGAUUUUCUUUUAGAGAAAGAAAUUCAGAAUGAUGAAGAUUCCCAAACCAAUUCUGUUUGGACUGAACAUAGCAAUGAAGAAACAAACAAAGAUUUCAGGAAAGAUGCAGGAUUUCUUGAAAUGAAAGGUGCCUUAAGAGAGACCAUGUAUAGAACCCAGAAAGAAAUGCAAAAUCAUGAUGAAGAUGUUAAUGUUGGUUCUAUUUUGACUCAACAUCACAAAAAAGAAAAAUUCAGUGGUUCCAGUAAAGAUUUGAAAUUUGUUAAAAUGAGAAAUACCUUUGGAAGGCAUACAUAUGAAAAUCAGAAGGAAAUUAAGAAAAAAGAUGAAGAUAUUCAAAGGAGUUAUACUUUGAGGAGAAAACGCAAGAAAGAAAAAGAAAGCAAUUGCAAGAAAGACAUUGAACAUGAAAAAAUAAAAAGUACCUUAAGGCACAUAUAUAAUAGAGAUCAGAAAGAAAUGAAGAAUUCUAUUUUUGCUGAAUAUGCCAAAGAAUCAAAAGCCAUGGCUAUUAAGACAGAUGUGGAUGUUGUUGAAAUAAAAAAUACCUUAAGGAAGCACAUAUAUAGGGCUCAGGCUGUCAGAUACAACUGCAUUAGAAUAGAUAAACAACCAGUGUACAACGUAGAGGUUAAAAAUGCUGAAUUUCCCAGAGGUGUAUUAAAUUUAAUUGAAAGCCUCAUAGAAGGACAGUUUUUUAAAGAAGCAAUUGAGGAACUUUCCACUUUGCAGGCACGUUAUAUCCCUCCUGUAUGCGUUCUUCAUGCCCUUCUAGAGAACGUUCUACAGGAUAACAUAGAUACAUUUUCUGGUCGAUACUUUCAUAUAUUGUCAGCUCUUCUUCACCUGCAUCCUCCUUGGAAGUCUCCAGCCAUGUCAAGAUAUUAUUUAGAGUUGUUUCAGUGUCCAACUUGUAUGAAAGGAGCAUGGUCUUUAGUAGAAGUCCUUAUCAGGUCUUGCCUUUUCAAUGAAAGCUUUUGUCAUCAAAUUUCAGAAAAUAUUGGCUCCAAGGUGCUCCACCUGACGCUGCUCAAAUUUUUUUUUAAUUUAAUUGAAAGUGAAGUACAACAUCUGAGUCAAAAGUUGUAUGACUGGUCAGAUUCUCAGAAUCUGAAAAUAACAGGAAAGGCAAUGCUUCUUGAAAUUUUUUGGUCAGGAAGUGAAACCUCUGGGCUUUUGACCAAACCAGUAAAUAUGCUUUUGGAAUGGACUAUAUAUUCUCACAAGGAAAAAUGCAAGUCUAAUGAUGUCUUCAAACAUGAACUAGCUUACUUAUUGGCUGGAAUUCUUGGAGCAGCAAUAGAUUAUUGGAUUUUCCUUGGUCUUAAGAUGGGUAGAAAUGUGAUGCGACACAUGUCUGAUGACUUAGGAAGUUAUAUUUCUCUUUCGUGUGAUGACUUUUCUUCACAGGAAUUAGAAAUUUUCAUUUGCUCCUUUUCCUCCUCCUGGCUUCAAAUGUUUGUUGCAGAGGCAGUCUUUAAAAAGUUGUGUCUACAGAGCUCUGGCAGUGUUUCUUCUGAGCCACUCUCUCUUCAGAAAAUGGUAUAUUCCUAUUUACCAGCCUUGGGGAAAACUGGUGUGCUUGGGUCUGGAAAGAUUCAGAUAUCAAAGAAAAUAGGACAGCGGCCUUGUUUUGACUCUCAGAGAGCCUUACUAAUGCUGAAUGGUACUAAACAAAAACAAGUUGAAGGGCUGCCAGAGUUAUCAGACCUGAACCUUGCUAAAUGUUCCUCCUCAUCAUUAAAAAAAUUGAAAAAGAAGUCAGAAGGAGAAUUGUCAUGUUCCAAGGAGAAUUGCCCCUCUGUAGUUAAAAAGAUGAAUUUUCACAAGACUAAUCUAAAAGGAGAAACAGCCCUGCAUAGAGCUUGCAUAAAUAACCAAGUGGAGAAAUUGAUUCUUCUUCUCUCUUUGCCAGGAAUAGACAUCAAUGUUAAAGACAAUGCUGGCUGGACGCCUUUGCAUGAAGCCUGUAACUAUGGCAACACAGUGUGUGUCCAGGAAAUUUUGCAACGUUGUCCAGAGGUAGAUCUGCUCACUCAAGUGGACGGGGUGACUCCUUUGCAUGAUGCACUGUCAAACGGACAUGUAGAAAUUGGCAAGCUGCUACUACAGCAUGGGGGCCCAGUGCUUUUACAACAGAGGAAUGCUAAGGGAGAAUUGCCCUUGGAUUAUGUGGUUUCACCUCAAAUCAAAGAAGAACUGUUUGCUAUUACAGAAAUAGAAGAUACAGUGGAGAACUUUCAUGCACAAGCAGAGAAACAUUUUCAUUACCAGCAACUUGAAUUUGGCUCCUUUUUACUUAGUAGGAUGUUGCUGAAUUUUUGUUCAAUUUUUGAUUUAUCUUCAGAGUUCAUUUUAGCUUCCAAAGGGUUAACUCAUCUAAAUGAACUGCUUAUGGCUUGUAAAAGUCAUAAAGAAACCACCAGUGUUCAUACUGACUGGUUAUUGGAUCUUUAUGCUGGAAAUAUAAAGACAUUGCAGAAACUCCCACAUAUUCUUAAGGAACUGCCUGAGAAUUUGAAAGUGUGUCCUGGGAUACACACUGAGGCCUUGAUGGUAACAUUGGAAAUGAUGUGUCGGUCAGUCAUGGAGUUUUCAUGAUGAUGCUAGAAAGUAUGGAUUGGCUUUCUAAAUCUCUUCAGUUUGCAUUGGUACUUACUGUGGACUUCAUAGCUUACUGACAGAUAGUAAUUUGAUUUAUUUAUUGACAGACUUUGCAGCCUUGCUAAAUUUUAAAAGCAUUUUUUAAAAAACUUCUACAAAACUCUAGUAUGGGCUUCUGACUUUUUCCAGGGUGUAGAAUUUGACUCAAAAGUAAAAAUAAUUUUGUUUUAGUAUAUUCUACUUCCAUUAAUGUUUUUUGUUUUGAAAGUGAUACUAUAUUGUACAUGUAAAAUUAAUUUAAAUGUUUUUUCAAAUCAAAAUGUAAUGUCCUGUAUUCUAGAUGUUCUAGGUCUUAGAAUCAUGGCAAGCAUAUUCAUACAAAUGUGUACCUAUAAACUUGUAGCUCCUGACUCUUAGGGAUGAAUUUUGAGGAAAAAACAAGACUAAACAAAAACAUGUAGCUCCCUAUUUCUUCUCUCUAGGUUGUUGGACUGAAAUAUGCAUUUUAGCUUUGUGUGUUUCUAAAAUAAACAUUUCUAAAAUUUACAGUAAUAAUAUUCUUUUGGUUUUUAAAUGCAGCAGAUAUGCAGAGUCUGACAGUUCAAUUCCUUGAUCUGUUUUAUUUUAGCAAUUCAUAUACAAAAUGUAUCUGUUGCUGCCCUGUGUAACCAAUAUUCUGUGCCUGAAAACAUUCUGCUGCAUAAGUUUAUGAGUUUAAUAUUAAGAUAUUGAGUGGCAUCUAAGUAAUAGAUUUGAGAUUAUUUAAGAUCUUAAUAUAUAGUAUGAAUUUACUGAGUAGUAAUGUUUUAAUUUGCAGUUUUUCCUAAUAGCAGUUUGUAGUAAAACUAAAAGAAAGGGUGUGGAUAAUAACCACUUUUGAAAUUGGAGUUUCUUCACUACUGGGAGUACGUUACAUUAUGAUACAGGUGGAAAAUAAACACUUCCAUUUAGCUUUUAUGUAAUUCAAGGGAUGACUUUAGCAGUUAAUCUGCUAAAGCAACACACUUCAGUUUUAUUUUGGAAAUAGAUAUUUUAACAAGAUACAAAUGCUCACUAUCAUAUUACUGGGUUUGUAAUCUAAAUUGAAAACUGCUACAUCAGUAUGAAAAAAUAUUUUAAAUAGGUACUUUUUCACACAUACUCAGGAAAUACUAGUUUCUAUUUAGCCUUCAAAUUUGGCAUCAUACAAAUCUCUUUAUUAUUAAUCUGCCAAAGUAUCAGAGAAAAAAUGAUAUAGUGAAGACUAUCUAAGAAAAGUUUAAAUACUUAUAGAGAGUAAAGUGCUUCUCCAGAUGAUGAAUAAGAACGUUUUUUAUUCCAAUGAGUACCUCUUUACUUCACUUGUAAAGGUGUCUGGGAUAGUGUUUGCUUGGUAAACUGAUAUAAACUUGUAAACAUAGGCUUUGACAUCAUACACAUUUUCAAAUCCUUGUCUAGUUUCUUAAUAACUAAAUUGCAAGGCAAAUUCUUUUCUGAGCUUUGGCUUUCCUACAUGUCAAAUAGAAAUCAUACCAGGUAUCUUUGUCAUGAUAGAAUUGUUAGCAUAUCACAUCAUAUGACACUUAAUAAAUAUUAUUUCCUUUCUAAUUCUUACCUCCUCUUUUGAUUAUAAUGAAUCAUUUAGACAAAAGGCAAUAUAGUAAUUGUUUAAGUUGGUAGUAAUUCUAAGGUAAUUAAGUAAUCAACAUCAUGAGUUAGGGUUUUAUACUGUUAGUACAAAGUAGUUUUCCAAAUUAGAUGUUCAUAACAUAUAUUUGUUUAAUUGCAAUUAGCAUUAAUAUUUCAUAAUUGACUGUUCUGUCUGCCAACUUCUACAAGCAGUGAUGACAUGAAGUAUGAAACAGAUGUCAUUGAGGUCUCUGCCUUUAAGAAGUUUUACACUUCUUCGAAAGUCCAACAUGGCAAACAUAGGUUACUGUGUUCUGUGCCCUGGCUAACAAUACCAGUAUAUGAGUAUGAAUUUAAAUUUUCAGGAAGAGGCUUCAUUUCCAAAAUUACUUCUUAUACUUUAUUUUGGAAAACAUAAUAAUAAUUGCCUUGAAUAAUUGCCCAAAUCUAUCUUGGAGGUAUAGAAAGAAGAAAUUCUCAAUAAGUAAAGUAUAAUUCAUAGUCUUAGUCCUAGAUUUUCAAUUGCAGACUUUUCAAAGUUGCAUCUGAAGACAAGGUUGAGAAAUGCUAUUCUUCAUUGUAUUUUGCCAGAUGUGAUAUCAUAGUUCUAUGGAAUCGUAUUUUUAAAAAUUUCUGUAAGAGACCUUAUUACAGUGUAAAUAAAGCUGGAGAGGAGAUUUCUGAGCAGUUAAGAUUCAGCUUUUCCCCAUACAGUGUUUACUGGCAGUUUCUUAAAUCUCUUUGAAGUUAGAGUUUUCUAGGUUGUUAAUUUUUAAUUUCACUUUGCAGAAUAAAAUCAUCCAAGUAUAUACAUAUUCUGUCAUUUUAUUCAUUCCAAGAUGACCAGAAAAACAUCCUCAUAAAAGUCAAAUGUGAAAUUAAUUCUUUUGAAUUCAGCAUUUCUUGAACACCUACUCUGAACCAGGUGGUGUGCUUGACAAGGGCUAACUACAAAAAAAGAGGAAAGGCCCACAGUCUAGGAAGGUAAAUAAGGCUUAAGUAUUGUGAAUUUUAUUGUCUUCUACAUUUGCUAAAAAAUUAAUUUCAGUUUUGUAGGUUUCUGAAAUUUUCAGUAAUAAUUGGUGUUCUGUUUUAGUUUAUAAAUGUGAAUAUUCAAGUGUCCAGUACUUUAAUCCUUUGAUGAGUAUUAUUUUAGCAAUUUUAUUUUAGAGUGGAUAGGAUGUAGGGUGUGCUUUUGCAGUCUUAGUAUUUUUAAGCAAGCACAAAUGCAUUACACUAAGAUACUUUAUAUAACCUCCAGAAAAUAUCUGCCAUUUUUGUUUAUAGUGUUAUAGAAAGUUAAUUAAAUGAAUACCUUCACAUGAAAAAAAAUAUCCGUAGAAUGUGCAAUCCUUAUGCCUUUAUACACCUUUCCAGUUAAGCGGUGAACUUGAUGAGAGGCUGUCACUGUUGCUCCUUAAUCAGUAGGAAGGGGUCAUCUUUGAGUGACAUGAGGCACUCUUUCCCUGAGGCAUUUAUCACGUAGCUUUCACGCCAAUUGCACCUCCUGCUGACGUGGAGCUUGCAAAACUAGGAAUGAUAAUUGUUUUUAUGACAAAUGUGGAUUGAGUUAGAAAGGUCAGUGAUAGCGUUAUUGGAAUUAGGCUCUGCCUGGUGUUGUCAAAACAGGAGACAUGGAAUUGUUAACUAUUCCUUGUAAAUCAAAUUAUGUUAUCAGAAAAUUCACCUUGUAGGUUAAAAUGAGCUGUAGUUGGAGAAUAUACUUUGGUAGUUAUUUGUUGUGAUACAUAUUUUGAAAUUCUUAUAGGCUAUAAAUUAAUUAGAAAAGGUUGAAGUGUUGUUUUAUUUGGUUCUGAGCAUACAUUUUCAAGGUAAUGCAAAUCCUACUCAAAGAAGACCUUUUCAAAGGAAAUAAAACAUUUUUAACAUCAUUGAUUACUAGAUGUUUAAAAAGAGUUUGUCCUCUUAAAUACUUAUCUUACAGAACAUCUAAAAUAUGUACAAGCUGUUCUUAAUACUUUUUAUAUUUGAAUUUAUUACUAUGUCUUUUUUAGUGUAAGUAUAGUUUUGAUUGUAAAUACACUUAAUGUGUAUUUAUAAAAAUACACACUAUUUUUAAAAACACAUUAUUUUUUUAAAAAUUAUGUUUUUUAAAAAGCUUGAAAUACAAUCCUUAGUACUAGAUAUAAGUGAUUUUUUUUUUAGAAUGUUAAUACUUUUUGUUUUUCAAGAGAUAUAUUGAUGAUCCCUCCCACCCCCUUUUUAAAACAGAAGUAUAAUGAACUCUGUUCUGGGUUUUUAAACUACUUGCGGAAUUAAAGAUCAACAAUAUUAAGUCAGCAAAGUGACUAUUAAACCGUAUUUCUAACAAAAUAUGCAGUAUUGUUAUAUAUGUAAUAUAUCAUAUUGCCUUUAACAAAUAUAGACCCCAUAAGCCCUUAUUCAAGUAUUUAUAAAUAGUUAUUUCCAAUUAGAAUUAAAACAUAUACUUCCAAAUGAGUCAUUUUUGCAUCAUGGCCCCAAAUCUUUUUAGAUGUAGAACCCAGAUUUGGUAGACUUAAUCCUCUUCCUUGCCAAAGUAUCUGACUUGGAUCAAGCGAACGUUAAUGUAUUAUGGAUGUUAAACAUUAAUAGAAAAUGGCUCACUAGCUUCGGACAUACAAUUUCAUUCUACCAAAGAGUGGAAAUUUAAACAAAAAACAAAACAAAACAAAAAGUUUAGCAUUUCCAAAAAGUAAGAUGUGCUGAACUGAAAAUCUGGAAUCCAGGUUUGAAUUUAUAUCUAUCAUACUGUCGUUUAUCUUGAUAGUAGAUGAACUAAAGUUACCACUGCUUCUCUAUUCUGUCUCAAAGUGAAAUAAAUAGUAAUAUUGAAAAAUCAUUAAUCUUAAAGUGUUGACAGAUGAAAAUAACUUAGUUUGUUGUCAGUGACUUCUCAACCUAAAGGUUAGGUCAACAGUGGUUUAUGUCAUGACUCUUAAUAAAUUUUUCUAAUGACCAGAAUAGUUUGAUUUAUGAUAGUUUUUUUGUUUUUGUUUAAAGGAAUAUAUAUCUUUGUUAUCUGGCUUCAUCCUAAAGAUGCAUUUUUCUACUUUGCAUUCGUUCCUUUUUACAUUAGAGAUAAAAUUACCGAGCAAUAAGUAAAAUCUGGUAAAAUUAAAAUAUGUGUUUUAAAGAAUUUUCCAGGAAAACUUAAAAGCAGAAUAGUAAAGGUGAAAACUGGACAAGGGGAUGAGGGGAAAAAUGGUUAAGAAUCAUUCUGCUUAAAGGAAUCCAAAGGGUAAAGAUUUCUAGGUACUGUUUAUUAUAUUGAUGGAAGUUAGUGAAGGUAUAAAAUCAGACAAAAAGCAUGUAGACUAAUCUCAGAAAUGAACUGGGUCUUUGAAAAUUUUGAAUAAUAUUCGAUAAACUAAACCAAAGGUCCAGAUAAUUGUUUUAUAGAAGGUUCUUUUGGUUGAAAUUCAGUUUAAUCAAAAAUGAAGAAUAAUAAAAUUCCAGUUCUAAUAGUAUCAGAAACAGGCUAGAUUUUUUUUUCACUGUUUUUUAAAAAACAAUUGACACAUAAUAAUUGAACAUGUUUAUUAGGGUACACUGUGAUGCUUCAAUACAUGUGUACAUUGUAUAGUGAUAAAAUCGUGGUUAACAUGUCAUUUAUCUUAAACCUUUACAAUAUCUUUGUGGUGAUAACGUUCAAGACCCACUUUUCUAGCUAUCUUGAAAUAUAAUACAUUGUUAUUAUCUGUAGUCGCCCCACUAUGUAAUAGAACAUCAGCACUUACUCCUCUUAGUUCAUCUAACUAACUUUGUAGCCCUUGAGACCAUCCUCUCCCCAUCUUUGCCUUCCCUCCCUUUCCCUUCCCAGCCUCUGAUAACCGCUAUUCAUUCUACUGUCUACUUCUAUGAGAUCAACUCUCCUAGCUUCCACAUAUAAGUGAGAUCAUGUGGUAUUUGUCUUUCUGUGAGAAAAAGGUUGUUUCGAAUAGUAAUACUCAGUCCUUUCUCACAGGCAAAUCUUGACUCAUUUCUUAUUUUCCUGUCAUUUCAGUUCUUUUACACUCCCAAAAAUACUGUUAAGUUCAUACAUGUUACUGGAGGAAAUGGACUCAGAGAGUUGAAAGCUACUUAUUAAAAGUGGUUGGACCUUUUACCUAAAUAUCAUUUUUUACUAACAUUAAUAUUUUUAAAAUUGAAACUAAAUGUUAUUAAAAAGGAUCUUCUCAGCCAGACAUGGUACCACAUGCCUAUAGUCCCAGCUACUUGAGAGGCUGAGGCAGAAUGAUCACUUGAGCCCAGGAGUUCAAGGCCAACCUGAGCAACAUAGCAAGACUGUCUUUUAAAAAAAUAAUAACAUAAAUAUAUCAUCUAAAUUACAUAAGGAAAAAGAUUGUAAGUAAAAAAUUGCUUAUAGUGAUUGUCUUUAUGUGAAAAAAUUUUGGAUAUUUCUUUUUCACCUCUCCAGGUUUCUUUGUAAUGAUUUAUAUUUGUUUAUAAUACCAGUAACCAAUUUAUUUUGAAGGUAAUGCUCCUGAUUUAAGUAAGAAUCAGUCCUUGAAAUUUUUCUAAAGUUGCCUUAUUUAAACUGGCACCUACUGGAUUUUUAAAAGGUAAAUUACUGUUUUAAUAUACUAUUUAAAGUUGGAUAUAAUUAAAAGUAUAAUUAGUAUUAUCUAACACAGAUCUCAAAAAAUACACUAUACAUGUGCUCCUUUUUUCAAAGUGAAUCUGACCACUUUACUGAUCUGCUUUUCUACUCUUUAAGACACUUCAAAAUGGAGCCCCAAGUAUGUUGAAGUGAGAACUGGGGAGACUUUACUCUUUUGUAGUACUCUUAAAUUGCUAAAGAUUAAACUUGCUCAUGUGGAUACUAUGUGGAGUCAUAACAUAUAACAUAUCUUUACUUUGUGAUUUUAGUAUUUAUGGGACCUGAAGAAUUACUUGUUCUCUGGUGAUUUCAGAUUCGACACAGAAAAGCAGGGAGAAACUGGUAAGAUUAAAUGAUAGCUACAUUUAUUCAAAGAUUGAACCUUAAAUGGCUUUGAAAGGAUACUACUGUAUUAAGAAUUUUUUUCUUCUAUCAUCACUCUGAAAAAAUAUCCACUUUAUAACUUACUUAUUAUUUGCAACAUUAAUGCAGAUACAAACAACCCUCUGUUGAGAGAAUUCUGAGAGUGUCUUACCACAGCUCUCCAGAGCAUAUUAUUUUGCAUCUCUUUUGUGAAGCCCGGCAAAAUAGCUUCUUGAAAGGUACUCUUUUAAGUAGUACAACUCAGAACAAUCUUUUUACAGUUGUGUUUUGUAUAAAUAUCCUGGAUACCUACAUGGUAACUAUAGUACAACCUGAUAGUAUCAAUCUGUUUUUGGGAGGAAGAUUUCUUACCUACCGGUCAGGGCUGUUGUUACAGUUAUGGGAGGGAAAUCAAGUACAUAUGCAUUAAAUGUACUGUGUAUCAAGUACGUAGCAUGAUAGUGUGCAAGAUUGGAUGGUGAAUACUUGGUAUCCCCAAUCCAUAAGUCAGAGUAUUUUGCUCUUGCUUAAAUUACCAAGUGCUGUAUGUUUUGAUUUUUAAAAAAUGUUUUUCUCUUCUGAAAAUGAAUGUUUUUAAAAGUGAUGUUAAGCAAUUUCACACAAAUAAUGGAACAUCAUAUUAAUCUGUUUAAAAACUCCUGUGUCAGAUAUGUAUAGUAUUUUCUGGAUGGCUUCUCGUGUGCUUCAAAGACCCUCUUAUGUUUGCUAGGUUCUCUGUUAAUGGAAACUGAAGUUUGUAAGAGUUUUAGGCCAAACGUAAGAGGUAGGUAUACCAUUGUGUUUUUUUGCUCAGAAAUUGUUAGCUACUUCCUCUGUUAUAAAACAAAGAUGACAAAAUUACAUACUCCGCCUUGUAUAAUAGCAAAUAGACACUUCUAUCUUUGUAAAAUUUUUCUAAGAGCUUAUUAGUUCUUGACACCAACAAAUUGUUUUCCAUGGUUGCAGUGUUACAAGAUACACAGAGAUUUUGACUUUUCAUAAUUACUACUGUAGAAAAGAAGAAUGUUUUGUGGGGCAUGUAGUUAUAAGGUUUCAGUUCUCUGAUAGCUUUAUUUAAAAGGGUUCUUUGAGCUUGGGACACAUAUUGUCAUUUCCUUCCCCUCAUCUCUCUUCUGUGGUCCAGCUGUCUCUGUAACAACAAUGCUUGACUAUUCUCAGGUGUCUCCAGUAAUGCAAAAGGCAAGUAUGAGUAGUGAGGGCCAGGUGUGCUUUUUCUAUGAAUUUAGCAUUUCCUCCAAACCUGUCACCAUUUGAACUCUGGCAAAAUAAAAUCCCUCAAAUGGACUCAAGCCAUUUUGAGCUUGUCUUUGACUAGAAAGUGAAACUGAACCUAUAUUAUCAUCUUUCUUCACUAGUGGGAGCAAGUUCCCACUAGCAAGUGGGAGUGAGUUCCACUCAGCCAGGCCUCAGGAUCUCCUUAAAUGUAUUCCUCCAGAGAAAAUAAGAUAGUUUUCAGGUUCACUCAUUGGCUCAGGUUGGCCACUCCUUUUCUCUUUGGAAAGAACAUUGAAGAAUCUGUAGUAGGGGAUAAUUGCACUACAAUUUUAAUUUUGCUACAUACUGAAAAAACUUAGGCAUGGCUACUUACCUAACCCAUUUCUGCUUUCCUUGAAACAAAUCUUUCUGCCUAAUAUAAUAACACUUAAUUGACUAAAGCAGAACAGCAGUGUAUUUUACUUUGUAAAAAAUGGAGUAAUAAUUUUUCAGUGACAUUUGGAGGUACGGAUAAUCAAAUUUAAAAACCUGUCUUUACAAAAAUACUGCUUGUGCAUGUAAUAGAACACUUCUUUUGUUUGGGUUUUUGGUUUUUUUUUGUUUUAAGCUUAGAUUGUCAAAGAAGAGCCCAAUAAAUUGAAACUCAUUUGAGGUCAAUUACAAUAUUUGUUUUUAUUUUUUGAUUCUUAACCCAGAUCCCUCCUUUGAAAAGCACAGAUAGAAUCAUUAAGUUCCAGGAAACCUUUCAUGGUGCUCUUAGUUUCUACAUUGUAUGAUUGCUUUGGACAUUUGAUAGUUUUUAUUUGCAUACUAUUAUUUUUUAAUGAGAUUUUUCAAUAGUAUUUCUCAAAUUUUAGCCAUUCAGCUGAAAUAAAUCUUAUAAUGUGACUGCCUCUAUACAAAUUGCCACUAUAUAAAAGAAACUGAGGUACCAGAGGGUAACAUUUUCAUCAAAAAAAAAAGAAAAAAAAAGUUUUGUUUUCUUUCAGUGAGUUACACCAAUCAUCCCAGGAAAAAGAAUUAUAAUUGAAAGGAAUGACACUAUUGUAAGAAAGAAUUUACCACAUUAUUUUCUAUGUGGUUUUAAUUCAUACUUGACUGAACAAUUAGAAAAGGCUGAUUCUAGAUACCCUAAUCAAACCAAUGAAUAGACAUCUGUACACACACUCACACUAGAGUGUGAAAUCACGCUAUUCAUUUAAAGCCCAAGGAUUUAAGCAAGUAUUAAUUUAGCAAUACCUGAGACGUUUUUCAAGAAGUAUAAUGGUAGCUGUCUUUACUUGUAUUUCUGGAGCAAAAAGGUAUAACUACCUUAUACCUUUUUGUUUCUUCUUAAUGCUGAGUCAACAUUAUAAACAUUUAGGCCCAUUUAACAAGUUUAUUCGCUGAAAUUACUGCCUUUGAAUAACAUUAAUACAAAUGUAGACUACUUUGAGCAUAGGAGACCUUAGAUAUGAGAUCAAAGUGGAAAAAAAGCUCCUGUGGUCCCUAGAUAAGAAUUUACUCUGAGUUUUUCUUCACUUUUAAAUGCAGAAUAAAAAUUUUAUAAAAGAUAAUUUUAGAAAUGUAUCAAUUAAAUUUGGCUCUCACUGUACUUCAACUCCAGAUUUGAUUUUAGUAUACAAUCAUUGGUUUGACCAUUGCCUAUAACAGGGUCAUACAGUUGGUAUUCGAUAAAUAUAUCACAGAGUCCUUUUAAGAAUCUCCCAACUCAGAUUAUCCUAGUGCAUAUAGAAUGUUCAAAAAUUGGAAUUCCUACAGAACCUAUCAAUCAGUUUGAGUCUGGAACAGUACCAGCAUGAAUGAGAAGUACUAUUAUGUUCUUUUUGAUAAGUAGGGAAAAAUUAAAAAGCACAAAUAUGCAUUAAAAGCACAAAUACGCAUUAUGAAUUAUCACAACGAAUGUCAGUAAUAGUUUAUGAAUAUAAAUAAAGACUCAGUGAAUUUACUCACUAAAAGAUACUAAAGGAAUAUAUUUAGUAGUUCACAAUAUCUACAAUAGUUAGCAGUCCAAGUAGAUGUUUGAGUGACAUUCAGUCUCUUAAGAAAUAUUUACAUCACAGAUCUCAAAAUGAAGGCAAGUCAGGCAACUCUCAAGACAGAAUUGCACCUAUGUGAGAAGAGGAAAGAAAUAGUUAAAAUUUUAACUAUACAUAUUCUGUUUUCAGCCUGUGAAUGUAGUAGUUUCUAAAAGCAAUGAAGAUUUCCCUGAAUAUCACUUUUGUGCCUCAAGCUAGUUCUUAUUCCUCUAUUAAUUUCAUUGGUUGCUCACCCCUCCAGAUGUAUUUUCAUGUAAGAGUCAGUUUCAGGAAAAAAGUCUUGUUUGUUUAAACCAAAUCUGUUUUUCUCCAAGUGACAUAUAAUUUUUAAGAAUAUGCACACAAUCCCUCAUCAAUCUCUGAACCACCAAAAAAAAAAAAAAAAAAAGGAGUGCUGAUUAUACAUGGGAAAGAUUUUCUUUUGUAUUUAAUGCAAUGAAUGUGUAGUCAACAUUACCAUUGAACUAAACAUCUGAAAUUUGAUACAGUGAAACAAACAAAUUAGUCAUCUGUUAAUGGUUACUAUCCACCAGAUACAUCUGAGGUUGUAGAAUAUCAGGCUUAUAGACAUUUGAGUACACAUUGUCAGCACAGAACAUAAAAGUCUCACAUAAGGUAUAACUGAAAGUUAUUUCAAACAGUUAUCUCAUCAAUAAACUUUCUGUAGUAACAUCAUGUUCAUGGAACAUUAUGUUUUUAGCAACAGUGAUGGUAUGCAGACAGAAGCAUGUCAUUUUAAACAUGAUACAUUAAAUAAAGCAUGUUGAGGUCAAAGCCUUUCUGUAGAAAGGGAAUUUAAUUGACAUUCAAGCAUAGUAUAUAAACAGAUCAAAAUAGUUCUAUUUUAAGAAAUAGUAUUUAACAACUUAUCUCUAAAAUAAAAAUACUUUAAAAAUCAGCUUCAAUGAAAUUAAAUUUAUUGUUAAAGAAUCUUCCUUUAGAGUGAAAUAUACAUUUCUUUUAGCUUUUCUAUAGUUUUUCCAGUAUAACCCCCACUUUUACCCCAUCCAAGUUUAUUAUUAAUAAAGUAGUGCAAAGCAUUGUCUGCUGCAAUUUCAACUGAGUGUAAUCCCCUACCAAGUCAGGGAAGUAAGACAUUCUCAACCAACCAAAUUAUUUUUUCUCCAGAGUUAUGCUCCCUUAGUAUACCAGGGAGUGAGAUACAAAAACUACUUUAAGAGUCUUGGGAAUGCAAUUUUAAAGUAUAGAUUCUAUGAUAAUAGUGAAACAUUGAUAAAGGCAACCACCACCCCCAAGCAGUUUAUUUUACAAAACAGGUUUUCAUGCAUAAUCAAGAAAGAUUUUUUUUUUUUUAAUAAAUGAAUGUAGUGAAACACUGGCAUAUCACUUAGCACACUGAAUUCUCUACAUUAAAAUUCACACUAAUAACAAAAUCAUAGUAUGAAUUAAAGCAUUUCAGUAAUCUAAUGAGAAAGCAGGUUUUUUUUUCUGUGAGAGCACUUGAGUAUUAAAAUGUUUUUAGAUGCACAGAUACAAUCUGACACCAAAAGCGAUAUGGAUAUAGUUUCCUAGUAUUUUUGAUAACUGUACUUACUGGGUUGCUAAUUUCCUAACUAACUCUGUAUAAAUUAAAGUAGUGGUAGGUAUAAAAAUUCAGAUAGGCAAUCGUUUAUAAACUGGCAGUAUUUAUGUUAUGUAGUCCUGUAGAGAUUUUAAGGUUUUAGAUGGAAUGAUUGAAAUUCUAUAAAGAAAACUUUCUAACCUUCUGAGUAUUGAUUCUCUCGAGGGAGUGAAUGUACCUUCACUUAUUAGCUUAAAAUCAGCCUAAGUCAUACCUAAGUAAUUUGCACAGGAGUGAAUGUUGGGAUCUAAAGCCAGAAUAUAUGUUAAAUUGAAAUGUAUCCAUUCCAUUAUUCAGGCUUUGAAAUUUCCCUCCCUUUUGAAAUUUAUAAAACAUAGAAAACUGUAAUGGAUUACUUUUCAGAUAAAAAAUAGUCACAUUAAAAAAAAAAACUUUAAAAUCAAAUUGACAUUUACAAUUGAUGUAGAUUUAAUCAGAGCACAGGUAUUUAAUCCACUUGUAAUUAGAUAAGAAUAUAUCUUCCAGUGUUAUCAUUCUUAUAUUUGUUCUUUCAGUGUGUUAUAUUAUUAUCCACAGCUAACAAGGCUUUGACACAGCAGUAGCAAAACCUUUAUCAAGUUGAGUCUGUACAAUAGAAGUAUAUUUUCAAAGACAUAUGCCUUUGUACACUAUUUACAAAUUCUCUCGAUCAUGAUAAAAAGGCAAAAUAAAUAAAAAGCAGAAAGAAAGGAAAUGCUGCUGAGGCUGAGGGCUUUUUCUUUUAUCUUCCCAAACAGAUGCUGGUCUCCUCAGUGCUGGGAGCUGGCUAGCCAAGAUUGUUUUUCUUUCUUUUAUAUGGGCUAUGAGAAGGAUCUGGUUUCAAUUCUUGGUAUUGCACCUGUUUAAACAGAGUUCAGAGGAAGACUGGUCAGGUGGCCACUUUUUGGCAAAGAAAGGAAAAGCAAAGGAAUGAGAGACUAUGCUGGGGGGGAACAAAGUACUCACUCUAGAAGCUGUAUGGGAUCUGCAGCUGAAAUGCAGAAAGCAAUAGAAUGACAGAGCAAGAAUAAGGGAAAUCCUGUUGGAAACUACAGGGGGCCCUGAUGUGAACUUUAGUAAUGGUAUUAUUCACUGUCUAAAACACAUUACAUUAAAAGUAAAACCAUCUACAUCAAUUUUUUAAAGGGCUCGAUAAUGGUUUUUUACAAUUUAUCGUGUGUUUGCUUAAUACAGUCUUAAUCUCCAUCCAGCCCACUGUCAUGUCAUAGCAAAUGAAAAAGGUAUCACUGUAACUCAGCUUCAGGAUUUAAAAAAACAAAACAACAACAAAAAAACCUUCUUUUAUUUUGAAAACAGCUGAUGGUUAAUGGGCAUUAACCUCAAAGGAUUUCAAAGGAUUUUUGAGAUAUGCUCCACUCUUCAAAAAGCAGUCAGCUUUCCUCUCCUCACUGAUCUCCAAAAUAUACUUCUUUAAAACUUACUUGUAAUUCUUGCAAAUUCUGGAAAGACUUUUUUUUUCUUAAAUGUCCACUGGCAUAUUUUGCUCUCAUCAUCUAAUAUUCCUGUUUCCUCCCCUCAGGUCAUACUCCCUGUCACAAACUCCAGCUGAACUAACUUGGAGGAGGAUCUUCCCUGACAGCUCUGGAAGGAAAUUGACAGAACUUUCGUAAAGCCAAAGACUGGCAGAAAUAAAGUAAAUAAUGAUGAAACUGAGCAAUAGAGCACCCAGAAGGAGUGUCCCCUGCCAAAAAGAAUGUGGCAUUUCACCCUCCGAGAAACAAAUGGACACCUUAUCCCACAGAAGAACGGGGCUCACAUGUCACCGUCACUCACUUCUUUAUCCUUUCGCCAAAGGAAGCCACUUCAUCUAGGAUGUUCUGGACACUGACACAUACCUCCUGGAUGGCAUAGAUUUUAUUUAUAAAUCCCUUUUUUUCACUGUCCUAAAAUGCAAUAAAAAAGAAAUUCUGUGUGAGUAAA
Molecule: messenger RNA, 16662 nt
Organism: Pongo pygmaeus (Bornean orangutan)
Lineage: Eukaryota; Metazoa; Chordata; Mammalia; Primates; Hominidae
Gene: SLF1
Product: SMC5/6 complex localization factor 1
Exons: 22
Coding region: 129-3308 (1059 amino acids)
Biological process (GO): protein localization to site of double-strand break; positive regulation of double-strand break repair; DNA damage response
Cellular component (GO): site of double-strand break; nucleus
Molecular function (GO): protein binding
Source: RefSeq, a predicted model, not a curated record